This is a messenger RNA of Chenopodium quinoa (quinoa), 2226 nucleotides long. RefSeq names its product UDP-glycosyltransferase 84B1-like. Bases 423 to 1886 code for a protein of 487 amino acids. The record is from RefSeq and is a predicted model, not a curated record. The transcript is spliced from 2 exons. NCBI's taxonomy places the organism in Eukaryota, Viridiplantae, Streptophyta, Magnoliopsida, Caryophyllales, Amaranthaceae. Gene Ontology annotation, molecular function: UDP-glycosyltransferase activity.
AUUGACAAAAAAGAGGUUUGUCUUCAUCUAAACUUCUAAAGACAACUACUUAAUUAUAACUAAAUGACCAAUGCAACUUCAACAUCAUCGAACAAAUUACGUUUAAUAUACUCACAUUAUGUUUAGAGUUUUGUUUGUGUAAAAAAAAAAAAAAAAAAAAAAAAAAAAAAAAGAGUUUUGUUUUCUUCCAUGAUUAACAUUUUAUUAUAUAGUGCUGCAACGGUCCACCUUACAGUAAAACUAAGGCAUAACCACAUAUUUUUCCACUUUAUCUAUUCUAUUCCAGACAAAUAAUAUAUGGUUUACUUUAAUUCGUACAAAAUAAGUUCAGUCGUCAUGCAUUUAUUUAUUAGCUCAAACAAAUCUACAUACUCUCAAAAUUAAUUUUGCUUCUUGUCUAAUAAAUUGUUUGAACACCAAUAAUGGAAGAAGAAAACAAAAAAAUCCAUGUUUUAAUGGUAGCAUUUUCAUCCCAAGGUCACAUUAACCCUAUGCUUAGACUAGGUAAACACUUACAAAACAAAGGCCUUCAUGUUACUCUUGCCGUCACCGAAAUUUUCCUCCACCGAAUUGCGAAAAUUAACCAUUUGACGACUGCCACCACCACCACCAACACCGACAAUCAGAUCCCCUCUAUAUCGGGGAUCGAUAUCGUGUCCUUCUCCGAUGGGCUAAGCCUAGAGUAUGACCGUAAGAGCAACCUAGACACGUACAUGAAGACACUAGCCGAAUUUGGACCGGUAAAUUUGACUAGCCUUAUUACGUCUCUAGGUUGUGACAUUACUAGUCCAAAGAAAUUUUCAUGUGUUAUAAAUAACCCUUUUGUGCCAUGGGUUGCUGACGUGGCGGUGCGACUAGGAAUACCGUGUGGUAUGCUAUGGAUUCAACCAUGCACACUCUUUGCAAUCUACCAUGGAUUUUACAAAAGUCCUGAAGAUUUUCCUACGAAAGAAAACCCCGAAAAGAGCGUGAAUUUACCGGGUUUACCAUUGCUACAAACUUCUGAUCUUCCUUCUUUUGUGCUCCCUUUUAAUGUUUUUGGGAGUCUAGCAAAUGUGUUUUUUGAAUCCAUGGAAAACAUUCAUAAGUUGAGGUGGGUUAUGGCUAAUUCUUUCUAUGAGUUAGAGAAAGAAGUGAUUGAUUCUAUGUCAAAAUUCGUCGUGAUUAAGGGAGUCGGUCCAUUAGUCCCUUCGACACUCUUAGGACAAGAUGAUCAUGAAGAGCGCGAUUUUGUUGGGAUUGAUAUGUGGAAAGCUGAUGAUAGAUGCAUAGAGUGGCUUAACCAAAAGGAUCCUAACUCGGUAGUUUAUGUGUCAUUUGGGAGCUUGGUAGUCCUUUCGAAAACACAAAUGGAGAGUAUGGCAACCGCGAUAAGGGAGAGCAAGAGGCCGUUUCUUUGGGUGGUGAAGCCGUCCCAAAUUCAGACGACCGAGGGUGCCGGUGAACUUCCUAAGGGAUUUUUGGAUGAAACUAAGGGACAAGGGCUAGUGGUACCAUGGUGUCCACAAAUUAUGGUUUUGUCACAUAAAUCUAUUGCUUGUUUUGUAACACAUUGUGGUUGGAAUUCUAUGUUAGAAACAAUUAGUGCUGGUGUUCCUGUUAUUGCUUACCCAAUGUGGACUGACCAGCCCACUAAUGCUAAGCUUAUGGCUGACAUAUUUGGUGUUGGGCUAAGAUUAAGGCCCUAUAAUGAUGGGCUUGUUGAAAGUGAGACCAUUAAGGAGUGCAUUGAAGAGAUCAUGGAUGGACCAAGGGCGGCCGAGAUUCGGGCCAAGGCAGUGGAAUGGAAGUCCAUGGCUAGGGACGCGGUGGCCAGUGGCGGAUCAUUGGAUCGGAAUAUUCAAGAGUUCGUUGAUGACAUUGUUAAACUAUCAUCAUCUCAUUAAAAUGCAAUGCAAUGUUGAUUCUUCUACAAAGUGUCAAAAGUUCUUGAUAAAGCAUAAGAAGGAGUAUUAAACAUAGGACCAAGGGAGCAUCUACAUGUGAACCAUUUGGACGGUCGUUGGUAAGAUAUAAUUUUAUUGGUUCAAUUGUUUGUUCGCAUGUUUUAUGUCAAUUGUUUUUUUCAAUUAAGUACUCACUAUGUAAAUUCCUAAUUAUUAUGUAUCGAAUACAUGGCUUGAUCACAUCGAUUGGAGGUGGGAGCUUAGCCAUAACAUCAUAUCGUACUCCUUGCUUUUUCCUAAUACUUUACUUUAUUGCAAUAAGAAAGCAAUUCUGUAUAGA